AUACAUUAACACGAAUAAAUUUUCAUGUGUCAGUGUUUAGUUCCACGCUUAUGCUUAUGCGUGACAGUAGUUUGUUUAACAUACUGUAUAUUCAAUAGCCUUUAUUUAUUGUGCCGGCUGUUACUGUCUAAUUAUUGUAUUUUAUUAUAAAAUAUUAUUUAAUAAUUAAUACUUAACAAUGGUAACAAUAAAAGCACGUAAAAGUUCAAAUAAAAAUCCACCAAUUUUAAGUCAUGAAUUUAUCAUUCAAAAUCAUGCUGACAUCGUGUCAUGUGUGGCUAUGGUCUUCGUUAUUGGUCUUAUGGUUCAGAUAACUUCACCAUGGGCUUACAUAUUUAUUGCACUCCAACACAAUGUUUCGAUGACAGAAGAAGUAGAUGCUCCUUGGCAGCCAGUUAAAUUUACAACUGGUUGGAAAGAUGCUUGUGCUGUAUUCUUCUAUUUUCUUAUUACAAUUGUUAUGCAUGCUGUUGUUCAAGAAUAUAUUUUGGAUAAAAUUUCAAAAAAAUUACAUCUCAGCAAAAUAAAACUAUCCAAGUUCAAUGUAUCAAGUCAGUUAUUGGUAUUUUAUGUAUUAUCUUCAGUAUGGGGUAUCGAUAUUAUAAUGAGAGACAACUUGUUGCUGGAAUUCCCAUCACUUUGGCAAUCAUAUCCAUUGCCAAUGUCAUUUUUAUUGAAACUUUUCUUCAUAGUACAAUUGGCUUACUGGUUACAUACUUAUCCUGAACUAUAUUUCCAACGUACUAAACGUGAAGAAAUUCCAUCUCGAAUUGUCCAUGCUACUAUUGGUUUAUUUUUCACACUCGCUGGUUACAUUUUCAAUUUCCAACAUAUAACUGUUAUUCUGCUAGUUAUUCAUUAUAUUGGAGACGCACUUCAACAUACUGCACGUUGGGUUCAUAUUGUUUAUCGUAAAGAAUCAAGAACUCGUCUUACAUUUACAAUUGCAAAUUACGUAUAUAUUAUAACCAGGUUCAUUACAUUGGCUGUUGCUGGUCUUUUCUACGUAUAUGGAUUAAGUCAAAUUGAUUCUUUAUUGGAUUAUAAAACUGGUCACUUUAAUAUUCCAGCAAUUCGUUUCUCUGCAUUUGGUCUUGUGGCUUUGUUCCAAGCCUAUCUUCUUUAUGAAUUUGUAAAACGUCAGAGACAGCGUACAAGCGAAACAAGUGCACCUGCUGUACAUUCUAAGACGAAACCUAAACAACAAAAAUUAAAAAAAAAAGAUGGUAAAAAAGCAACAGCCUCAGAAGAUGAUGAUCUCCCAGAAGUAGACCAAGAAACAAAAAAAAAUCUAAGAUCUCGAUCAGCGACAAAAGCUAAAUAAUAAAUUAAUUUUUAAUAUAAUAUAUUAUUGAUUAAGGCUGAUUAUCAAGUGGCUUCCGGUUGCUGUAAUUAAACACUCUUAAAUUAUAAAAAUGAAAGAUCACUUUAUAGAUUAUGAAUUUUAUAAAUUUUAAUAAUUAUUUUAAAAAUGAAUAUAUUUAUUUUAAACAAAAAAUACAAUU
This is a messenger RNA of Microplitis demolitor, 1505 nucleotides long. It is a transcript of the gene TRAM, whose product is annotated as translocating chain-associated membrane protein 1. The transcript has 6 exons. Bases 179 to 1324 code for a protein of 381 amino acids. NCBI's taxonomy places the organism in Eukaryota, Metazoa, Arthropoda, Insecta, Hymenoptera, Braconidae. Gene Ontology annotation, cellular component: endoplasmic reticulum membrane. The record is from RefSeq and is a predicted model, not a curated record. Gene Ontology annotation, biological process: SRP-dependent cotranslational protein targeting to membrane, translocation; protein insertion into ER membrane.